AUUAAUAUUUUUAUUUUCAGCAAGAAUGAUCCCAACCCUGUAAAAUAUGAACCGAAAUUAAAUAAAAUUUGAAAAAUGUGUAUAUUUACAAAUGACAAGGAUAUACCAACGUAUGUCCGCUUAUCUACAAGGGCUCUUCAGUAUUUAAUUAUCCCUCUUCUCUCUAUAGCAAUAAUAUCAGUUGGAGGCCACCAUCUCGAGGACUGCCCUGCACAACCAAACCUUCCUAUUUGGCAUAUAGUGGCAGGAUGUUCAGGUUUAUUAGUUCCUAUUUUGUACCUGUUAUUCGACGAACUGAAUCCUGCCUUGGCACAUCGAUGUCCUAUUCUCUCCGAGCUCAUGGACAAUACUAUUGUCUUCAUAAUCCCAGUUUACAUCUUGUUUGAAGUUGCUUGGCUCCUUACAGGAACAGUUUGGGUCUUCUCUUUAGAGAGGGAUAACCAGGUAUUUGGGGUCUUUUCUUUAGACAGGGAUAACCAGGUAUUUGGGGUCUUUUUUAUAAUAGGAUAUUUAGGUAUUUUUGGAUUUCUCUUUAUACGCGAAAAUUCAGGAAUUUUGGAACCUUUUUUUGGUCGAAACAAGAUCUAUUAAAACAAUGAAUUACAA
Eurytemora carolleeae is the source of this 606-nucleotide messenger RNA. RefSeq lists its product as uncharacterized. The record is from RefSeq and is a predicted model, not a curated record. The transcript has 5 exons. NCBI's taxonomy places the organism in Eukaryota, Metazoa, Arthropoda, Copepoda, Calanoida, Temoridae. The coding region runs from base 76 to 591 and encodes 171 amino acids.